Messenger RNA from Pelobates fuscus (common spadefoot toad), 1171 nucleotides. RefSeq names its product CDGSH iron sulfur domain 1 (gene CISD1). Gene Ontology annotation, cellular component: intracellular membrane-bounded organelle; mitochondrial outer membrane. Gene Ontology annotation, biological process: regulation of autophagy. Gene Ontology annotation, molecular function: 2 iron, 2 sulfur cluster binding. Lineage: Eukaryota; Metazoa; Chordata; Amphibia; Anura; Pelobatidae. The record is from RefSeq and is a predicted model, not a curated record. The transcript is spliced from 3 exons. The coding region runs from base 118 to 438 and encodes 106 amino acids.
AUCUCCGCCCCUUUUCUGACAGUUAGACCCCGCGCGCCGGUCAACGUGAUCUAAGCGCUCAGUGUCCUUGAGACGGUUUAGUUUGCUGAGUAGAGCAGCGCAGAGCAGAGCGAGGGCAUGUUGGGUUCCAGCUCCGGGGCGCGAGAGUGGGUUGCCACUGCCACAUUGACAGUUGGUGUUGCUGCUGCAGGAUAUUUGGUGUACAAAGCUAUUUUCUGCAAAGAUAAAUCCUGCAAGUCUAUGGUAAACAUUGACAUCCAGAAAGAUAAUCCAAAGGUGGUCCAUGCUUUUGAUAUGGAAGAUUUGGGUGACAAAGCUGUCUACUGUCGUUGCUGGAGAUCGAAAAAGUUUCCAUUUUGUGAUGGUGCACACACAAAGCACAAUGAGGAAACUGGUGAUAAUGUGGGCCCCCUGAUCAUCAAGAAAAAGGAAUCGUAAUUGAGGAUUUGAAGGCCAGCAACUGUCAGAAUUAUUAGUGUUAGCUAUUCACAACAUUAAAAAUAAAACCAAAAUUGGUCUUAAAGUGAACUUGUCAGCUUUUUACAAACAACUUUGUUUAUUCAAUACAUCUACAAAACUAUUUCUUGUGUGAAUCGUUUUUCCUGAUAGUAAAUUCAUGAUGUCCUUAAACUUCUAUUCUUGUCUGUGAGGCUAAUGUAAUUCAUAUGGCCAUGUAUUGAAUUCAAAUUGGAUAUUUUACACUGGUCUAAACCAAUACUGAUUAAAAUGGAUGUGCUGUAAAAUCAAUAUACUUUCUGUGCCUUCAACGCAUGCUAAUCUAUACAGGUUAAGCAUAAUUGUCUUUUCCUUCCCUACUUUUGGAAUACCCACAAAUAUCUGGAGAAAAUCUGAUGGACACAUGUUAUAGUUUUGUGAUAUCAAAUGAAUCACGAAUGUGUGAAGAGUGACUAAACCCUUCUCUUUACCAAUGGAAGACCACCUCUUGUAUUUGUCAUAUGCCUUAAGUGUUUAAAAUCUUUCGGUGUUAGCAGUUCUGACAAUUGUUACGUUUGAGGCCUCCUUUACAUAUUGAUUACAUAUCACGCUGUACAUUUGUAUCUUAAUAGGUUCAUAUCUGUGUUUUGAUUUUUAUUUCUCCUCUGUGAGCUACCUAUAAUGACAAUGGAAUGUAAAGUGGAUGCAUAGGCAUUAAAUUAUUUAUAAAAUCAUA